AUGGCGGCCACGGGAAAAGGCCGACUUUCCCACUUCAGAUCGAAAUUGGAGGAGCUUGACUGCCCAUAUCUAGGUGGUGUGGAAGAUUCGUGGAUAGAAGAACUGUUGUUUAAACCUGGAGAACCAAGGUUGAGACUUUUGCAGUGGGCAAUAGGAAAAUUUGAUCCAGUCAUAUACAAUAUGUUGGAGAACCAGCAAAGCAAGGCUAUGGGCAGAAAUGACUCCAGAAUGCAAAAGCUGCUGUUUGCAUGUCACCUUAUAGGACUCUGUAAAAGUGAUGAUAUUGACCUUGUACAGGGUAACAAAUCUAAAAACAAACAAGCAGUGUUCUGGGAAAACCUGUUAGAUCUUGUUAGUAUUGUUGAGUCAUCAGGGCGGAUUAGUCAUUUUACCACCCCAGUGAGAACAGCCAGUUUACAGUCUGGAACUCACUUUUCUUUAGAAGAGCAAUUUAGAAGUGACUGCUACUUUUUUGAUGGUUUAUGUCGUCAAGAAGACCUUCAGAAUGUCUUUAGGUCAAAAGUUCAGCUUUAUCCUCCUGAUUUGAUGAAAACAACAUCUGGACUUGAGAACAAAAAAAUACCUGAUGAGAGGCAGUUGAUAUCAGUUACUGAAAAACUGGCAUGUGAAUUGGAAGAACAGAGCAAACAGCUGGAUGAGUUGAGAGAGAGUGCUCCAUUGUGUGAUGCUGAUACUGUUACAGUUGAGAAAGUGAGUAAGACAUUAUCACUGUCACUCACAACUAUGGCUCAAGUUGUGUCUGGAUUUCUUCAUUGCUUUGAGACUGAGAUGAAGCCAUGGUGUAAACGCCCAGCACCUGUCUUGUCAGAGGUUGGUCCAGCAUUCAGCAGAGUUCAUACUCUUUUAUCAAGAUACACAGAGCUCAUUCAAAACUUAGGAACAAUCAAGAGCUCAUACGGUAAAUUAUGCCAUGACAGUAAAGACAAAAUAUCUACAGGACAAAAAGACGAUACAGGGUUAAACCCUGCAGAAUUGAAAUCUCUCCAGGGUUGUUUGGGUGUAUUGGAAGAAUCAUUACAGCGACUCGAAGAAGAAGGAAAGUGACUUGUGCUGGCCGUGUUUUAAAGAAGCAAUAAGAAGAGAAGAAGGUUAUUUAGAUUCGGAUGGAGUAUCGAACAGUUUUCGGAUUGUUAUGAUAAUUGCUCGGUGAAAACUGAUGGGAAUUGCUUGAAACAAAUGCUCUAAGGAAUUCUUGUCUACCAGGAAGAAAGUUCUUUGUCAUUCUAAGGGUAAGAUUUGUGGCGGAUAGUGUAUAUACUACAUGAAAAGGAUAUUUAGUGGUUUGUGUUGGAUGAACAUAAAAUGCGCUUAAAUUGAAAAUUGAAGGCCUUUUCUUCAGACAUGGAUAAAAUUUCCCACCUCACGGGCACGGACAACGGUCAGAUGCCCGUGUGUUGUUCUGGAGGGGGGGUGUUGAAGCUUGGAAUUGAUCUGUACAUUAAUGCAUGGAUCCAGAAUGCGCUUGAACUGCAUAGUACGAAGGUGACAUUUCCCACCGACUCGACUUGCUUAUUCCCUUAUCAAUCGCCUUGUUUACUACCGAGCCUCUAAAACAGUUUUCAGGUUAUUUUUGCAUCCUUCGAACGCCUUCUAGAUUCUUUUCAUUAAAUUCCCAUUUACAGGGAAGUAGUAUUGAGGAGGGU
Messenger RNA from Pocillopora verrucosa, 1664 nucleotides. RefSeq names its product HAUS augmin-like complex subunit 7. Gene Ontology annotation, molecular function: microtubule minus-end binding. NCBI's taxonomy places the organism in Eukaryota, Metazoa, Cnidaria, Anthozoa, Scleractinia, Pocilloporidae. Gene Ontology annotation, biological process: spindle assembly; centrosome cycle. The record is from RefSeq and is a predicted model, not a curated record. Gene Ontology annotation, cellular component: HAUS complex.